UUGCCCUGCUGGCAAUCUGAUUAACAAGUAGUGGUGGAGAGGACUAGUGGAGUUGUUGAGUGGACCAAAUCCUUUGUCGGCAAUCCUAUUAAGAGGUAGUAGUAGUAGUAGUAGUGUGCAGUGGAAUAGAGUGGAGUGGAUUAGUGAGGUUGAGGGGACCUGUUGCUCUGUAGACAAUCAUCUUAGUGAAGUGGUCAUAAGACCAGCCCACAUAGCCAGGAUCAGUAUGAACCCCUGUGGGCAGUCACACAGUGGUGGGCUAAGGGGAGACCACACUGACCACAGCACAGAGCACAUCCAAUGAUCAGCAUCUACUUGGAGCCAGUCAAAGGACACUCAUGCCUCUCCGGAAGGAAACCCUCAGAGACGUCUGGACAGACGACCGGUCUCAAGAAAGUCAAGAUAUGUCCACUCCACAUAAGGUAAAAGACAAUCAUACCAAGUUUUAAAAUACAAAAAGAUACCUACAUCAGGGUGUGCCUUUGCGUACAUUUUUAAGACACUUGUUGUCCAUUUUACAUGUGUGUGUGUGUGUGUGUGUGUGUCGUUUAGUUCCUGUGUUGUGUUCGAGUCAAAGUUGGUUUGGGGGGGGGGGGGGGGGGGGUCCGUUAUCACAUGUGUAUAAUGGACCUGUGUUUGUCCUCUAACACACCUCCUCCCCUGCCAUGUUGGUUCGUCCCGUUGACGUGUCUCUGCCUUUGAAGAGCUGAUGACUUUACACAUAAAUCCUAUUAGCAACUUUCUGCUGAUUGCCAGCCAUUGAGUCCCAGGCUACUCACUCGCUUUAUUAUCUCCAUUGUGUUGAAUUUCCCCCCUCCCUCUUCCUUUUAAACUAAAAACUUUUAUGGAAAAGAGGAGUCUGUAGUUUGUUAGAGCUGAAGUCACUGGCCACACAAUGUCUGCAGAGAAGGUAACGUUAUCGAAACUGUUUUGAGGGGCUUUUCUUGUCGAAGGGACGCCGGAGAGAAGGAAUAUUCGCGAUGGGUCCUAUAAAGUUAAUAACAUUUCUCAUAUAGCAUUUUGAUUCAUUCGGAUAUACUGUAAUGGUGUUUACGAUGACUACGGGUCAAAUUACUUGCCCUCUUGAUUGCUAGACAAUUCAGUGGAUAGAAAACCGGUUGAGUGAUUGAGCAUGCUGCUGUGGUAUUGUUACAGUUCUAAAGUGACUGGUUUUACCCCAGCCUGUUGUGCGUCGUGAGUAGCCCUUCCUCACAGGAGUAGGACGGGAGCCUCCUGUUUCGUAGCGUGAGGCAGCUUCAGUUAAAAAGGACACCCUCUGGAUGCGAGUCUAUCACAAGGCCCCCAAAUCUAUCAUCUUAACGCAGAGUGCCAAGCAGAGGUGCAUUGGGUCCCAUUGGUAUCACUCGGACAGCGAUCAAACUAUUACACCUCCAAUCGUACUUUAACCGCAAGGCCAGAAUCGGUGUCUGUUGCGUAUUGAUGGUUAUGUAGAAUUGGCCACUGGGCUGUGAUGAGGCUCUGGUACAUUUGUGAGGUAACAUAUUUGCUGUGAUGUGGGAAAGGGGGUAGGGGGGGGGGGGGGUAGAGGGUCAAUGUUGACUCUCAUUCAUGAAAUAGCCAACAAUCUAUUUGAUGGACAUAUUCAGAUUUCUCUUGAAAAAAAUCCAUGAUGACCGCUUGGUCUGCAGGCCGCUAGUGGCAGCUUGUCUGAGGUGAGGACAGAAAUAGAGCCACAUCUUAAUCGGAUUACUGUGGGCCAUCCAUCGCUGCACUCCGUCGUCAGUCCGUGUUUAAAUGAACAGAAUAACAGUGACUGACCUUAUUCCAGUUUUCUUGGGAUGCUGUGGUGUGGUGAUAGUUGGUCCCCCCCCCCCACACACACACACAGCAGCCUUGUGUAAUUGAUAUGACUCUGUUUAUUACUCUAAAUCUCUAAAGCCCUACUGCUACAUUAUAAUAAUGUAACUUCAUUUUUUAACACUGGAUGUGACAAGACAUGUUUGUGAUUGAGGCAGGUGACUAAUGCUUGAUUGUUAGGUCACUGUGUCAGAAGGGCAGGUUACAUAACAUAGAAAGUAUUACCUAGAAUAUUAGAAUGAUUGUUAUCUGUUCCAAAUGUAGACAUUACUGAAUUGGCCACUCUUUCCUUUUUGAAAAUGAAUCGGUUUUAAGAGAAUGUCUUGACAGUCGUAAAAAUAUAUAAUAUGGGAUAAUCAAGUAUACUGUGUUUAUAGAAGUGUGAUUUGAAAUGUACAGUGCUUUACUCGUUUCUGUCUCCAUACAUUUCUGCUUGCACCUUACUGUCUUUUGGAUGAUAAUGCUUUCUAUAAGCCAAAGAAGAAGGCCGAGUCAGCCAACCCAGCCACCAAUGGUGCCGAUGCCAAGCCCAAAAAGAGCAAGAACAAGAAGAUCGAAGAGCUGUCUGGAGAAGAGAAUCCUGCUGUUCAAAGUGGGAAAAAGGUCAAGAAAAAGAAAUCAGACGGAGAAAAAACAGAAAAGGAAAAAGUGAAAGGGAAAGAGAAAGACGAGCCAAAGAAGAAAACAAAAAGUGUGCCAAAGAAAAAGAAAGGUUCAGAUACAGAAGAAGAUGAUGAUGAGGAAGAGACUCCACAAAAGAAGGCAAAGAAAAAGACCACAAAAGAAGGUUCUGACAAAGAUGGCAUGGAGAAGAAAUCCAAAGCGAAAGAUGACAAAGAGUAUGACAAAAAAACGAAGAAAGACACCAAGAAAAAGGAACCGGCUUCUCUGUUCUGUGUAAAUGGAGAUAAGGAUAAGUCAGACUCCAAGAGCAAGAAGAAAGCAGCCAAAUCUGAUAGUGAUGACAGUGAACCAGAAACCAAGUCCAGCAAGCCAAAAUCAAAAAAGGAGAACGCCAACCCGGCAUCCAUGUUCGCAGCAGGGGGAGACAAGGACAAGGACAAGGGUAAAGACAAGAACAAAGACAAGAAGAAAAAGAAAGCCAAAGCAUCAGAGAGUGACGAUUCUGACUCCGAGGCAGAAAAAGGGACAAAAAAGAAAAAAGGAAAAGGGAAGAAGAAGAAGGAGGAGAGGCCUCCAUCCCCGGACAUUGAGUUUGACAGCCUGGAGGAGUUUGUCCUGCAGCCAGCCCAGCAGGGGGUGACGGUCAAAUGCAAGAUGACCCGGGACAAGAGGGGCAUGGACAAAGGCUUGUACCCCACAUAUUAUCUCCACCUCGACAAUGAAAAGAAGGUCUUUCUACUGGCUGGGAGAAAACGAAAGAAAAGCACAACCUCCAAUUACCUUAUCUCCAUUGACCCCACAGACUUGUCUAGGGGUGGAGAAAACUUCAUUGGAAAGUUGAGGUCCAAUAUGAUGGGCACUAAGUUCACAGUGUUUGACAAUGCUCUGCAUCCAGACAGAGCUCUACCAGACAUGUCCAAUGCUCGCCAAGAACUAGCAGCCAUCAUUUAUGAAACUAAUGUCUUGGGAAUAAAGGGCCCCAGAAGGUUGACCGUCAUCAUCCCAGGGAUGGGCAAGGACAGUGAACGGGUACCCAUCCGACCUCGCAGCGACAACAACGGUUUACUGAUGAAGUUCCAGAACAGAAAGAUGGACAAUCUGAUCGAACUCCACAACAAGACCCCCACGUGGAACGACGACACGGCGUCACAUGUGCUGAACUUCAACGGCAGGGUCACACAGGCCUCCAUCAAGAACUUUCAGAUCAUCCACAGCAAAGAUGAGGCCUAUAUUGUGAUGCAGUUUGGACGAGUAGCAGAUGAUGCUUUCACUCUGGACUAUAGCUACCCCAUGUGUGCGGUGCAGGCCUUUGCCAUCGCUCUAUCCAGCUUUGAUGGCAAAAUAACCUGCGAAUAACAGGAAACCAUGGGCCCCUGUGCCGCCUCAAGCUGCUGCAACUCGUUAUAUUACAGAUGCACACUACCAGAAAGAAGAAUUUCCUUCACCACUCAACAUCAGUGCAAGGUACACAGAAGGAUGGACGUCCUAGACGAGAUGGGAAUCCAAGUGCAUUUGAUAACACAUGGACUGCCUUCUGGGAUUGUUUGGUUUGUUUGCGUCUCAUGCACAGGAGGCUGCUGAGGGGAGGGUGGCUCAUAAUAAUGGCCCGGAACUGAGCUGACGGAAUGGCAUCUUGAAGACAGCUUGGCUGUCGAAACGUUGGUAAUUAAAUUUUUGCAUCUGAGCUCCUAGAGUGUGCGGCUCUCUUUUUAUUUUCAGGAAUGGCAUCAAACACCUGGAAACCAUGUGUUUGAUACCACUCCACUAAUUCCACUCCAGCCAUUACCACGAGCCCGUCCUCCCAAAUGAAGGCGCCACCAACCUCCUGUGGUCUCAUGAUAAUGAUAAUCAUAAACUUUUCUGGGAACAAUGUUACUUUGUCCAUAGGAGAUCCUUGCUGAUGCUGCAUGCAAGGCUGAGCACUUGAGAUGUGGUGUGCUUUGGCAUUACACCAUUUCAGUUUCGGGGGAUGCAGACCAAUUGGGGGAUGAAAGUAACACCUGAAGACAGGCUUUCAAUCUCCCUCCCAUCUACAUCAAGGAUUUUAUAGUAUGUCCAAUUCAUUCUGUUGUAUUUCGUUUGGAAGGCAAAUCCGAUCAUGUGUAAUCUCAAGUCCGUUGGUAGAAAAACUGGGUCUACGUGGACUUAUUUAGGCAUACUUGUUCUUAUUAUCAGUAGGGUUACGUUUGUUUCCAUGCAUUGUGUUAUGUCAACAUUAUGAAAUUGACCUUAUUUUAGCUCAAUAUGUGCUUAUCAGAUGUCUACUGUAUGUUCAUGUUAGGGAUUUUUAUCACCAAUAUUAUGACCUCCUUAAACAAAUUAGAGGUUUCAUUGUGAACACUUAAGAGGCAGUGGCACAAGGCAAUAUGCUUGUACCAAUUGACUAUUUUACUAAUCUCAUUUGCUGUUCUCAUUCCACUCAAGCAACAAUUUUGUUGUUCUGAUACCUGCCUUUUUAUGUUCUUUCUAUGUACAGUUGAAGUCGGAAGUUUACAUACACCUUAGCCAAAUACAUUUAAACUCAGUUUUUCACAAUUCCUGACAUUUAAUCCUAGUAAAAUUCCCUGUUUUAUGCCAGUUAGGAUCACCAUUUUAUCUUAAGAAUAUGAAAUGUCAGAAUAAUAGAGAAUGAUUUAUUUCAGCUUUUAUCACAUUCCCAGUGGGUCAGAAGUUUUCAUACACUCAAUUAGUAUUUGUUAGAAUUACCUUUAAAUUGUUUAACUUAGGUCAAACGUUUUGGGUAGCCUUCCACAAUAAUUUGGGUGAAUUUGGGCCCAUUCCUCCUGACAGAGCUGGUGUAACUGAGUUAGGUUUGUAGGCCUCCUUGCUCGUGCACACUUUUUUCAGUUCUGCCCACACAUUUUCUAUAGGUUUGAGGUCAGGGCUUUGUGAUGGCCUCUCCAAUACCUUGACUUUGUUAUCCUUAAGCCCUUUUGCCACAACACUGUGGAAGUAUGCUUGGGGUCAUUUGCCAUUUGCGACCAAGCUUUAACUUCCUGACUGAUGUCUUGAGAUGUUGCUUCAAUAUAUCCAUAUCUUUCCCUCCUCAUGAUGCCAUCUAUUGUGUGAAGUGCACCAGUCCCUCCUGCAGCAAAGCACCCCCACAACGCACAAGAUGCGUUCAUCUCUAGUAGACAGAACACGUCUCCUUCCUGAGCGGUAUGACGGCUGCGUGGUCCCAUGGUGUUUAUACUUGCGUACUAUUAUUUGUAUAGAUGAAAGUGGUACCUUCAGGCGUUUGAACCAGACUUGUGGAGGUCUACAAUUUUUUUUCUGAGGUCUUGGCUGAUUUCUUUUGAUUUUCCCAUGAUGUCAAGCAAAGAGGCACUGAGUUUGAAGGUAGGCCUUUGAAAUACAUCCACAUGUACACCUCCAAUUGACUCAAAUUAUGUCAAUUAGCCUAUCAUUUUCUGGAAUUUUCCAAGCUGUUUAAAGGCACAGUCAACUUAGUGUAUGUGAACUUCUGACCCACUGGAAUUGUGAUACAGUGAAUUAUAAGUUAAAUAAUCUGUCUGUAAACAAUUGUUGGAAGAAUUACUUGUGUCAUGCACUAAGUAGAUAACCGACUUGCCAAAACUAUAGUUUGUUAACAAGAAAUUUGUAGAGUGGUUAAAAAACUAGUUUUAAUGACUCCAACCUAAGUGUAUGUAAACCGAGAAAUGUAUGUUCUCUCUUAGGCUAGAUUCUGACUUUGUAUGAAUCAUGUGGACAAGAGACUUAUAUUGACAAACAUAAGGCUCCAUUAUUGUUGUUUUGAUAACGAUUCUUAAUGUAUGAUCAGAAGGUAACAAUGCAUUUCAGUGUCUUGCGAACCAAAGUGCAGGCUUGGAGAUAAAUUCAUUAUUAUUUGAGCAUGUUAUCUGCAAAAAAAUUAUGACAUGUUGAAAACAAAUUCUUACAGGAUAAGCGUAUUGUUGCACAAACAAUUUUAUUUUACACCUGCUACGUUAGGUUGCACAAAUCCAAAAGAUGACGCUGUAGUUUACUGUGCAUUUGACAGCACUAUACUAGUGUUUACAUUAAAACGAAUUGGAAACUCAA
This is a messenger RNA of Oncorhynchus kisutch (coho salmon), 6483 nucleotides long. RefSeq names its product tubby-related protein 1. The transcript is spliced from 15 exons. Lineage: Eukaryota; Metazoa; Chordata; Actinopteri; Salmoniformes; Salmonidae. Gene Ontology annotation, cellular component: cilium. Gene Ontology annotation, molecular function: actin filament binding. Gene Ontology annotation, biological process: protein localization to cilium. The record is from RefSeq and is a predicted model, not a curated record. The coding region runs from base 2623 to 3798 and encodes 391 amino acids.